Molecule: messenger RNA, 2265 nt
Organism: Lasiosphaeria miniovina
Lineage: Eukaryota; Fungi; Ascomycota; Sordariomycetes; Sordariales; Lasiosphaeriaceae
Product: putative specific RNA polymerase II transcription factor
Exons: 4
Coding region: 1-2265 (754 amino acids)
Biological process (GO): DNA-templated transcription
Cellular component (GO): nucleus
Molecular function (GO): DNA binding; zinc ion binding
Source: RefSeq, a predicted model, not a curated record
AUGUCCGCUCCCAGCGCCGUCGUAAGGACGGCUCCCAUCGCCAUCGCCCCCAAACCACCGCGAUUCCCCCCUAGCCGUCAGAUCAGCAUCCAUCUCGAUCCAUACCCUAGCCUCCGCAACGGCAUUGACUCCCCAGACUCGGACUCGCCAAGCGGCCAUUCGGCAGCGAUCCCCUGCGAGUCUUGUGUCCGCCAAAGGCGCGAUUGCGUCAUGAGCGAUGAGGAGGAGAGUUGUAUCGCCUGUCUGGUGAGCGGUACUGAUUGCUCGUUGAGGGAGAGCCCGCCCCCGCGGAAAAGGAAGCUGAACGGUGAAGCCGACGACGGCAACAGCAAAAGAAGUUCGCCUGGCAGGUCUGAUAACAGGAGGCGGAGGCACCAGCAGCUCAGUUACUCCAGCACCACGGCUAGUAGCUCAUUAAUUGAGGAGAUGGCCAACUUUGGCGGCCCGACGCUCCUGAAGCGCACCCUUGGCCUCCAGUCGGACAGGUACAGCCAAUACAUAGGACCGACGACAGAUUUCGAGCCUUCUCUUAUCAACCUCUCCUCCUUCGACCCACACGACGAGAGCCUGCUCACUCGCGGGACUCUUAGGAGAGUUAGUGACAAUGAAACGUUUCUCAUGCUCCCCGACUAUAACACGCCUGGAUUUGAACAUGUCCUGGACGACGUGGAUGAGAUUGAGAGAAUUGUCGCGCCACACAGCCGCCAGUUGAUAGACCUAUACUUUCGUGUGGUGCACCCCGGGUUUCCCAUUAUUCAGAAGACAGUCUUUUUCGAAAAGUAUGAGCGCUCUUACCGUGAGUUCUCGCCGCCGCUCCUUGCCGCCAUUUACAUCCUGGCCAUCAAUUGGUGGGAACACUCAGAGGAGCUGGCCUCCUUGCCACGCCCCAAUGUGCGCGAGCUCGAGAGGCUGGUUCGGACAACGUUAGCCGACGCCAUGUAUCGACCCAAGCUCUCCACAAUACAGGCCGGCCUGCUCCUGUCUCAGCGUCCCGAGGGAGAUCAAUGGGCACCAACAGCACAGCUCGUGGCCAUCGGCCAAGAGCUUGGUCUGCACCUGGACUGUUCCAGCUGGAAAAUUCCGCCUUGGGAGAAAGGGUUGAGAAAACGACUGGCAUGGUCCCUGUAUAUGCAAGACAAGUGGGGUGCUCUCGUUCACGGUCGGCCGUCACAUAUCUUCUCAUCCAAUUGGGCGGUGCAAGCCUUGACGCAGAACGACUUCCCUGACGUAGAGUGGGACGAGAGUGACCUCGAAGAGAGACUGGAAAUUGAGCGCGGACGUACGCUGUUUGUUCAGAUGGUGCAGCUGUCGCAAAUUCUCGCCGAGAUCCUCGAAACAUUUUACACACUGCAGGCGACGCAGGCUGUGGUCAACGCCGGUCCUCAGGGGACGCAACUGGUGCUGUCGCUAGCUAAGCCGAUUCAACUCAAGUUGAAGGAGUGGUACGGCGCAAUACCCGCAGCGAUUCGAAUGGAUUCGACGUUUCAAAGCGGCACGAUCACGGCCAGGCUCUCGAGCAUCGGGUACCUCCACCUAGCCUAUUUCGCCACAGAAAUAACGCUCCAUCGCCGAAUUAUCCGCUCCAUCGACGGCGGUGUCGCGGUAGGGGCGACAAUGGACCCGUACAUCCAGCACAUUUGUCGCAGUGCGGCCAAGGCGCGUCUCAUCUCGGCCAUGGACUUUGUCAACCGCCUGACGCCCUCUCACCUACGCGCAUUUUGGUACUUUGCAUCCAAGACGAACUUUGCUCUCAUCGGUACCUUUGGCUCGCUGCUCUGGGGUACGUCGCCUGGCCGCGAGGAGGCCGAGUGGUACCGCCGCCGCCUUGGCGAGUACAGGUGGACUUUGUCCGUCAGCUCCAAGCCUGGCGAAGGCAAGGGUCUCACCGAGUUUGCCAUGGGCAUGCUCGACAUCACCACGGGCUUGCUUAAGCAACUGCCCGAAAAACCAUUGCUCAGUCGCCACGGGAGUGCUGUGGACAUUGAUGCGGCGAGGCGCCAGAGCAUAUUGGCCUUGGGAGGGAGCACGGGAGGGGGGUUUGGCGGAAUGGGCACGGGUAUCGGAGUGGGAGUAGGAGGGAGCUGGAGUAACCUGAGCGGUAUUGUAGAGAACAGCGGUAACUAUGGCGGCGAUCUGCCCACCAGUGCCGAGGCCAGCAACAUGCAUAGCCCCCGUAGCCCACGGGGCGGUGGCGGCAGCGAAUCCAGCGAUGAAGGCAUGUACGGGUUCUCGGCUACGGCGGGGAUGGCGGGGAUGGCAGACUGA